Molecule: messenger RNA, 1728 nt
Organism: Fomitopsis serialis
Lineage: Eukaryota; Fungi; Basidiomycota; Agaricomycetes; Polyporales; Fomitopsidaceae
Product: DNA glycosylase
Exons: 8
Coding region: 1-1728 (575 amino acids)
Biological process (GO): mismatch repair; base-excision repair
Cellular component (GO): nucleus
Molecular function (GO): 8-oxo-7,8-dihydroguanine DNA N-glycosylase activity; adenine/guanine mispair binding; purine-specific mismatch base pair DNA N-glycosylase activity
Source: RefSeq, a predicted model, not a curated record
AUGGGCAGAAAACGCGUGGUGGUGUCUGACAGCGAGUACAGCGAGGACAACAGCGAUGGAUAUGAGCCAGAGUCUUCCAAGACAUCUGCGACGCGGGCAAGUUUUACAACAAAACGUGUCCAGAACAUCAAGAAGAGAAAGACGAAACGCAGAAAACUUGACGUCGGAGAGCCGGACGAAGAUGUGGAAGAUGUCAGCCCAACUACAACAGCACCAGGGCCGUCACACACAGCUGCUAUACACGUCGUGGCCGAACCUAAAGCCAUCCGGGAAGCAUUGCUCAAUUGGUAUGAAGGAGUUCAUGAGUCUCGGGGCAUGCCGUGGCGGAAACCCUAUGACACAAAACUGGAUGCAGGAGAACGCGCUCAGAGGGCAUACGAGGUGUGGAUCUCGGAAAUCAUGCUUCAGCAGACGCAAGUCAGUACCGUGAUACCGUACUACAACAAGUGGAUGGCAAAAUUUCCGACAAUCAGAGACUUGGCGGCAUCCGACAUCGAGACUGUGAAUAGCCUCUGGAAAGGCUUAGGCUACUACUCGCGCGCCGCCCGUCUACUGAGUGGCGCUCAGAAGGCCGUAGAGCAGUUCAGCGGCCGCCUACCCGAUAACGCGAAAGACAUGGAGGCACACAUACCCGGGAUCGGCAGGUAUAGUGCUGGAGCCAUAUGUUCAAUUGCUUACAAUCAAUGCGUCCCUGUCUUAGACGGGAACGUGCACAGGCUUCUCAGUCGUCUACUAGCAAUCCAUGCACCGCCGAAGGGAAAAGAGACCCUUGAUCUCCUAUGGGGUGGAGCGACAGACUUAGUGAACGGCUGCACACAUCCGGGAGACCUCAACCAGGCCCUGAUUGAAUUGGGAGCCACUGUGUGUAAGGUUCGCGAUCCACAGUGCGGUUCUUGUCCCGUCAAGCCGUGGUGCCAUGCAUACAAACUGCAGAGCGCUUCAGACACGAAGGCGCUGGCCAGUGAAGCGUCGAACGGUACAGGCCAGGUGGGGGAUAUCGAGGAGUUAUGUGCGCUCUGCGAAUCCCUACCGGCUCGCAGCCCGGUGACGAGUUUCCCUAUGAAAGUGGUCAAGAAGAAAGUCCGGGAAGAACUGGACAUCGUGAACGUUAUCGAGUGGCGUCACCACGCCGAUGGCGAGCGGUGGUUCUUGCUAGUUCGGCGUCCAGAAGGCGGACUCCUGGCCGGCCUGCACGACUUUCCCACCGCACCCAAUGUCCCUGUGACUACGACGUCCGCAGAACAGAUCGAGAUACCACACACGCUUUUGUCUGGCAUCCUCGCCGUCUCACUCCCGCAAUACGCCGCAAGAACCUCGGGAGAUCAGACGUAUAAGGCAUCUUCCAACUCAGAAGACUCGAGCGCACUGCGGAUCGUGAAGAUUGAACCUGCCGGCGAUGUCAUCCACAUUUUCUCCCACAUCAAGAAGACGUAUCGGAUACAGUGGGUCGUUUUGGAAGGUGGCGGCGCUGGGCCUCCGUGCCUAGCAUCGCUAAGCCUGCCUUCACCGGUCGGCGGUCCAGCUAAGCGCACGGUCAAUGCGGGCGGCAAGAAGACGACUAACGCACGGAACGCCCCGUCCAAACUCAGCCAGCCAGAGCCUCGUCAGUCCGAAACGUCCCUACGGGCGAUGUGGAUGCCCAUGGACGACGUCAUCGAUGCUAACAUUGGCACUGGUGUCCUCAAGGUCUGGAACCAGACCCGGAAGCUGUGGGGAGAUGUCAUUUGA